Myotis myotis is the source of this 924-nucleotide messenger RNA. Its product is annotated as olfactory receptor 10AD1. Gene Ontology annotation, molecular function: G protein-coupled receptor activity; olfactory receptor activity. Gene Ontology annotation, biological process: G protein-coupled receptor signaling pathway. Lineage: Eukaryota; Metazoa; Chordata; Mammalia; Chiroptera; Vespertilionidae. The record is from RefSeq and is a predicted model, not a curated record. Gene Ontology annotation, cellular component: membrane.
AUGACGCCCGAUGGUGGAACUAAGGAACGAAGCACAGUGACAGAGUUUAUCCUAGUGGGCUUUGAGCAGAGCUCCCUUUCCAUUCAGGAUUUGCUCAUUGCCCUCUUUCUAGUCCUCUACAGCCUGGCCAUGGCCAUGAAGGGCCUCAUCAUUUUCAUGGCCUGGACAGACCCUGUCUUAGCCCCAAGUAUAUCUUCCUUGGCCACCUAUCCUUCCUGCUUCAUCACCACCCCCACACCACAGAUGCUGGUCCACCUGGUGGUCAAGAAUCAUACUCUCUCCUUUGCCACUUACUUGACCCAAAUGUAUCUGGUUAUUGGUGUGGGUGUAGCUGAGGGCAUCCUCUUGGCUGUUAUGACCUAUGAUUGUUAUGUUGCUAUCUGCUAUGCACUUAGUUAUGCCCAGAUCAUGAGCUAGCAGGUCUGCGUGAAACUGGUGAGUACUGCCUGGUUCUUUGGGCUGAUCAAUGGUAUACUGCUUGAUUAUAUGACAUUUCAUGGCCCAUUUUGUAGAGACAACUACAUAAAAAACUUUCUUGUGGAGAUCCCUCUGUUUAAUCUGAAGAUGAUCUUUGCCUAUGCCAUCAUGGUGCUGUGCAGCCCAGUGGCGCUCACUGUCAUCUCCUAUGCCCGCAUCCUGACCUCCAUCCUUGGCAGAGCCUCCUCCUUAGGUCAGGGGAAGACCUUCUUUACUUGCACCUCCCAUCUAACUGUGGUCAUCUUUUUCUACACCUUGGCCAUGUUCUCUUACAUGAAACCCCACCGCACACACAACCUUGACAAAGACAAGUUUUUCUCCCUCCUCUACACCAUCACAACCCCCAUGUGCAACCCCAUCAUCUAUGAUUUUUGAAACAAGGAAAAGAAGGGGGCCAUGGUGAGGGCCUUUGGGAGGACCAGCCUGACCCAGGCAGAGUCUGUCUAG